CUUCAGUCGGUUAUGUCUCUGAAUCGACCCAAGAAACACAGGCUGCUGGAUCUCAGUGCGAAUCGAACCGAGGGAAAAUGAGAGGUGUUCAAUUGGCUAAAUCGGGCACCUCUGGAUCGGACCUACGGACGUCCGCAAUUUCUGCUGACCCGUGUGUGGCUAGACUAGUCUUGCUCUGCACUCGCUGACGAACUGCUGGCCUCGUGUCGAUCCUGUUAACCUCCAUCUAUUUUUCUCAUCAAUCACUCCGGUUGCAAGGGCCAAUGUGGCUGCUAGCGCUUCUGUGUGUGCAAUUUGAGAGAUCGCCGCCCUCUGAGCGCCGGAACCCGGUCCUACAUGUUGCCCGCAUUGCCUUUCCAUCUUGAUCUCGCUGGCACAUCGUGUUGUGCGACAAUGAUCAAGAUAAUCAAGCUCUGGGGUUUAUAUAUUCCGACUCCCGCACACACGUUGGGCGCGCCGUCCCAAACACAUACUCGAAGCGAGAUUGAAUUGCACUCCGACCUACAGAUCAAGUAGGCAAUUGAGCAAGAGACUGGUCAAGUUUCACCACAAAAUCUUCCUGCAUGCUGCUCUGCGGCGCUGAGAUCAGUUUUGGAUGAUGCGGAAGGAUGUCCACCAUCUGCACGUCAGCUGGGCUGUCCAUCGGCGUUCAAAACCAGCAACAAGCAUAAUGCACGGUAGAGCCAAGCCGCCGCUCCCAGUCCAACCUGACAGAUGGUAGCAACAAGUCCCUUGAGUGGCGCCUUUCGUGUUGAUUAUACAUGUCGCAAGUUCAAGGCGGCUGUCACCGCCGCGAAUAUCCUCCGCAGUGGUUGGCCAACGACGAAGUAGCUUCUCAUCUGUGGCGGGUGAUGCCAUGCUAGUAGAAUCACGGGCAAUGAUCGACCAUACGGAGUUGAGACCCAGCUGACCAUGAGUCAUUUAUAUCGACGGACGGACAUGGUUCACCAAAACUGGGGCCCUGGAGGCUUAUUGGGCAAUGUGAGCGGCUGGGACAAAGUUGAAUUACACAGCCGCUGAUGGCGGCUUGUACAGCCACCCGUCACACAUUGGCUCCUUCUACCAGCAGACGCUGUGCAAAUGCGUCGAUCAUACCCUAAUGGAUCUCAUUGACGCCAAUAACCUCGUCGCAGGCACACCAACCUUCUUUCCUGCCUUCCUUUCUCACCUCCGGAGCUCGGCGCCUACAUUACCCAUCGACCCUGUCGUCGUGCAAUCCAUCCUCCUGUGUUUAGUUGCCGGGGACAAGCACCUCCUCCUUCGCGCUCCAGAACAGGACGUGCGGCUUGUGGUCAGGCUCGCCUUCUUCGGAGGUCAAUCUUGCUUCAAGACGUUAUCCACUGUCUUUGGGCUGCCGACUCACAAGGUCAAGAUUCGACCCAGGAGUCCCGCAACUCAAAUUGACGCGGGAACGCCAUUUCUACGCUCUCUGUUCAUUCCAUGGACUACCGCUUCCGACUUUCAAGAUGACGCGAAAUCGUCCAUCAGGACUCGCAACCACGCGACAUGGGCUCGGAGCACCACCAAGAAGCCCAGUCGGCGCUCCAUGUCCAGCCCAGCGGACGCCGCGACACUCAGCUCAAAUCCGUUCAGUGACAAUCACGAGGCGUUUUCGGGAUCGAGCACCACGACGAAUCCUUUCGCUACCACGCCACGCUCAGCACGGACACGCCUCCCCCUUCCCCACACCAUCUCUGAUCCUACCCCAGUCAGAGAUAGCCGGCCCUCUGGGAUGCAGCCAAGCGCCCUGGUAGUAUCUGGUCUAGAAAACUCGGCGCUGUCCUCGCAACGUGCACUCACGCGCGUGCUGGCUGAGAAACGGGUCGUUCUGGAAGAAGAGGACGAUGUGUAUGACGAGGUCUGGAAUCUGCCGGAGGGAUUCAUCACGGUCUAUGUAUGUCCUGUGGAUCCCCACGAGCGACCUGCCAUCCAUAAGAAUCUGUUGGACAAAUUUGCUAUGAGCGCUACUGUGAACCCGCAUGCUGCGACGCGAAGUCUGCUGACUCAAACGCGUAAUUCAGCCUCGUUUCGGAAUUCCCCUGCCGUGCACCCUGUUGCCCUGCCGCAGCAAACACCGACAGCCCCAACACAGUCCAAAUCCUUGCAGCAUCACCACUCGCUAUCCUCACUUGCCUUUCCGCUCGUCUCCUCGUCGUUCCUGACCGACCUGCGGGCGCUGUAUUCCCGGACGUAUCUGAAUCCUACGCUCAGUCUGUAUGCGUCGGAUCUGUUCUCUGCUGCUCGCCAUCAUCCUCAAUUAGAUGGGAUGUGCCUCACAGCGCAGUCAAUGAAGGACGCGACCGACCUGGCCCGCGCCGGUCGGGUCGUCGGCGCAGACUUGACUGGAAUCGAGCUUGUCAGGGAUGACGCUGCUUUCCUCGCGUUGCAGGGAAGCGAGCCUGCGCAGAAUCAGAUCUUCGAUUCGCCUGACAUCCCGGAAAGCCCGGAAUGGCCCGAGCAGACCGACAGCAAACAGCAUGUCUACCAGCCUGUGGAAGUCGUCAUCGAAGACGCGGACCAACAGUCCAUUGUGCCAUCGGCCCUGACGGGGAUGCCGGGAAGGACAGGCGAACAGGAGGUUCUGGAGGUCAGCGAGGCGGACAUCGCCCGGAUAGUUCCGCGGGUGAUGACGCAUCGUUUGCGGGUGCGGAAUGGGCCCCGUGAGGAGUUGCUGGCGAGUGCAGUCUAUCCCUUGGUCGAUGAUGAGCAUAGUGUGGAGGUCAUCGAAGCUGGGACCAGGAUCACUGUCAAGGACAUCCUGCUAGAGCAGACAGAGUUGUCAUGUAUCCGUGCAGCCGGAUCACCGGCGGGUCGCUGCGUACUGAUCACCUUCUCUACCAUGAACCACGACCACAGUAUGCACUCCAUGGAUAUGGACCACGGCGGGCACGGUGGCCACGAUGGGCACAACAUGCCCGCGGUCCGGUGCUCGAUGAACAUGCUCUGGAACACCCAGAUCGUCGACACUUGUAUCGUCUUCGAGUCGUGGCACAUCCGCUCGCAAGCCAUGUUCCUGGGGUCCUGCAUUGCCAUCGUCGCGCUGGCCGUGUUCUACGAGUAUCUCCGCGCGUUCGCCAAGUCCGUGGAUGUGCGCAUCGCCCUUGCGUUGGCUGGACCGGGCAAGGGCAAGAGCCGCUCGAGCAGCAGGCCGAGAAGUGAUGAUGAGGACGCUGGCUUGUUGACAGGUCGACGAGUGUUCAACAUUCAUACCACGGGGACCCCCGUCCCACCAAUGCUCCGCGUCCUGCGCGCUUCUCUGUACGGUGCAACCGUCUUCCUAUCAUUCUUUUUGAUGCUGGUCUUUAUGACCUACAACGGAUAUCUGAUCUUCGCCACUGUAUUCGGCGCCGCUCUCGGCCAUUUCAUCUUUGGGGGUACCAUCAACGUCGAUGCUUUGCUGAGCGACGACACCAAGGGCAUGGCCUGCCAUUAAUGCAUGCAUACAUAGUCGUCAUCUAUGGGACUUCUUGUAUAGAACUGACUUACAGGAGAAUGGAAGGAAUUCACAACAACAGAGCGCCUUUCAA
Mycena citricolor is the source of this 3527-nucleotide messenger RNA. The record is from the annotation of a GenBank genome assembly. NCBI's taxonomy places the organism in Eukaryota, Fungi, Basidiomycota, Agaricomycetes, Agaricales, Mycenaceae.